Prionailurus viverrinus (fishing cat) is the source of this 930-nucleotide messenger RNA. RefSeq names its product ral guanine nucleotide dissociation stimulator-like. The record is from RefSeq and is a predicted model, not a curated record. The coding region runs from base 1 to 930 and encodes 309 amino acids. Lineage: Eukaryota; Metazoa; Chordata; Mammalia; Carnivora; Felidae. The transcript is spliced from 6 exons.
AUGCUACUGGAACAGCGAGUGGAGCACCUGGUACCUGCUUUCCUGGGUAGAGACCCCUCCUACCUCUUCACAUUCUUGAGAACAUACAAAACUUUUGCUACCACCCAGCAGGUCCUGGAAAUACUGUUUAUGAGAUACGGAUGCUUCCAUUCAGAGGCUGAGGAGGAUGGCGGACCCCGGGAGCAGGAGAAACUGGCCAUCUCCUCCAUCCUGGGCACCUGGCUGGAUCACUACCCCGAGGAAUUUUUCCGGCCUCCAGACUUCACCAGCUUGAAGCUGCUGCGGGCGUAUGUAAGGGCCCACAUGCCGGGCUCCGAGCUGCAGCGCCGCGCCCGCCUUCUCUACUCAUGGCGGAAACACCCUUUGGCAGCAGCUCUAGAGCCCCGUCCAGACGUGCCUCGGGAGCGAGCCCCCGCUAUCUCUGGGGUGCCCACUGCAGCCUCGCGGCCCAGGCUGCCUGAAGCCACCAGUUCUCCUGGAGCUCAGCGGGUACGAGAAUCGGAGACCCUCACUGCAGCGUCCCCACCAGGGCAGGAGGUACUCCCAGCUCUGGCUGACAGUCAGGAGCUGGAAGAGCCACCUGCCCCUUUGGUGGCCCCAGAGCAUGAGCAGCCCCCAGCCCCAGCCGGCGGGGUCACGGAACGGCUGGAGCAACCACCUGCUGCAGCUGAGCAACCAGCCUCAGCUCCCCAACAGCGGCUCAUGUCGGCUGCAGCCCCACAGGAUGAAUUCCCUGACCUUGUCAUUGUGUUCUUUAUCAUUUCUGUAGUUGUUAUAGCGGGAACCCGGGUCCAACGCAGAAAGCUCACUCCUGAGUCCCCAGACUGCAGCCGCAAAGGAGCCCAAGAAGAACCCGGAGCACAAGGGGCACAGCUCCUGGGCGACAGGGUCUGCACCACUGCACCUCGCUGGGCCCACCAGAUGCUCUGA